AAUUGUGUCCCUGUAGAAAGUUCUUAGGAUUUGGCGGCCCCAUACCAAAUUUUCUCAAACGUCUGAGGUGAGAGAGGCGCUGUUGUGCCUUUUUCACCACACAGCUGGUGUGUACAGACCAUGUGAGGUCCUUGGUGAUGUGGAUGCCGAGGAACUUGAAGCUAUUUACCCUCUCAACCCCAGAUCCAUUGAAGUCCAGGAUCCAGCUGCACAAGACAAGGUCAAGGCCAAGGUCUCUGAGGUUCUUGUCGAGCCUGGAUGGAAUUAUGGUGUUGAAUGAAUGAUGAACAAGAACAGCAUUCUCACAUAAGCAUCCUUCUCCAGAUGUGUCAGGACGCUCCAGCAACGAGGAUGACUUCCGGCUUUGAGGUGUCAGACCGAGCCCACAGCCAGACCCUUCUGAACUGUCUGGACCAGCAGCGGAUCCACGGGGCCUUCUGCGAUGUCACCAUUGUGGUGGAGGAGAGCAAGUUCAGGGCGCACAAGAACGUGCUGGCCGCCUCCAGCCUCUACUUCAAGGAGCGGCUGUCCAGCUGGGGCCCCUGCGGCCUGCAGCCGGUGCUGGAACUGCGGGAUGUGAGGGCCGAGGUCUUCGCCAAGAUCCUGGGCUUCAUGUAUAGCUCACGGCUGGUUGUGGAACGACUGGAGCAAGCCUGUGAGCUGGCUGCGGCUGGUACCCACCUGGGCAUCCCCUUCCUGGAGGAGCUGGCCACCCCCACACCCAGCCUCCUCCCGGGGGCGGAGGACGUCCUUCCCACCCCGCUGUGGAGGCCGGAGCAGCCCUUCCCCACCUUCCCCAUUGACCUCACGUCUCCAGGCAACCGGCAGGAGGGCUCAGUGGAUGGGGCAGCAGGGCCCCGGGCCUCUCCCAGUCACGCUGAGGAGGAACAGGAGGAAGACGGAGGAUCAGUGGAAGAGAGCCAGAAGCUCUACACCCUGAGCACUGAGGCUUUCCAAGGGCUGGGCUUCAGCGUGGAGGAGGAGAGAGAAGCUGGGCUGGGAGGGAACAGGAGGAGGCCCCAGGAGGAGGAGGAGGGGGCUGCGGCAGAGGAGGAGGGGGAUGGACAGGACCAACGACAGCAGCAACAGGAACAGAGGGAGGGUGAGGGCCCAGUCACCACCGAGACCACAACUCCCGCCCUGGGCUGUCCCCCACCCCUCGAUCUCCAUCUCAGGCUGCAGCGAGAGGACCGGGCCUUGAGCUGCUCCCACUGCCACAAGACCUUCGUGCACGUCAAGCGGCUGCAGACCCACCAGGCCCUGUGUAGCCGGCGGGCCGGCGACCUGCCCUCUGCCGGGCACCAGAUCCAGCGUCUGCCUGACGAUCCGGGAUCUGGCAGGAGCCUCCCCGACCCGAGGGCCGAGGAGGAGCACUUCGUCAAGGUAGUUGAUGGCCAUCUCCUCUACUUCUGUGCUGUCUGCCAGCGCUCCUACAUGACCCUGUCCAGUCUGAAGCGCCAUGCAAACGUGCACUCGUGGCGACGCAGGUACCCGUGCCGCUACUGUGACAAGGUCUUCGCCCUGGCCGAGUACCGCACUAAACACGAGGUAUGGCACACUGGCGAGCGCCGUUACCAGUGCAUCUUCUGCUGGGACACCUUUGUCACCUACUACAACCUCAAGACCCAUCAGAAGGCCUUCCACGGUGUUGACCCCGGCCUGGGCAUCAGCCAGAAGACUCCCAAUGGUGGCUACAAGCCCAAACUCAAUGCCUUCAAGCUCUACCGCCUGCUGCCCAUGCGCUCCCAGAAGCGGCCCUACAAGACGUACAGCCGCUUGGGGCAAGGGGCCUCGGCCUGCCCCCUGCCAGGGGCCGAAAGCCACCCAACACCUGCUGGCCCACCGGGGCCCAGCACCCCUGCUGCCCCUUCCUCCGUCAUCACAUAUGGGAGGACAGCAAAGUCCUCGGUCAUUGUCCAUAGCAAGGCCCUGCCACCUGCCAUCCCCUCCUCGGUCAUCGCCUACAAUGGCCGCUGCACCGGCCGGCUGGAGGUGGGAGCUUCAGACUCGACUCUGGACCCUGCCGCCCUGCCAUCACCCCCACCCCAAAUCCCUGGACCCUUGUCCCAGGAAGCUGAGCCCCUGGCCCCAGACACAGGCCUUCUGCCCCAGACCCUCGGUCCCACACUCCAGGACCCUGGCCCACUGCUCCAGGAUGCAGAACCCAUGGCUCAGGACCCCAGCCUCCUGCCCCUGACGCCCAGACUGCCACCUGGGGACCACAGCUCCCCAGCUGCUACUGACCAAAGACAGGAGCUUAGACCCCAGAAGCCAAAGAGGCCUGUGGCCCUAGGCCGGCCCAAGACUCUGACCUAUGUAGCAAAGCCUGCCUGCCCUUCAUCCGGCUCCUUGGGCAGCAGGCCUGGGCCACUUUGCCAGAUCACCGUCCGCAUCGGCGAGGAGGCAAUCGUCAAGAGGAGAAUCUCUGAGUCGGACCUAAUCCGGGACAAGGCACUCACUCCCUGCCCAGGACCAGGGACAAGUCCAGGACUGGGCCCAGCCAAGGGCCGGCGUCCCGAAGCCCUGCCACCUGGCCUGACAGCCAAGAAGUUGCGAGAAGCUGAAGAGGAUGAUCCAGGAUGUCGGCCCAAGCCCGAUGACUUCCUGGCAGGAGAGUCGGCUGAUGAGCUGAGCGACCAGGAUAUGGAUGACAAUCUCUGGCGGCCAUACUACUCGUACAAGCCCAAGCGGCGGGGUGCCAGCCUCCAGCGGGCUAAGAGGGCAGGCUGGAGGAGGAAGCUGAGUCUCAGGCCACCUGGCCGUUUCCUCCACCGGGCCGCCAAGUCUGCUGAGGCCGAUGCCCCGGGACUAGCCCCCCACCGGCAGGGAGGUCCUGAGGCCGAGGGUUCUGCUGGUGACUGCCUGUGCACCUGCUGGCCCGAGGGGAAGGAAUGCCCGGGUUGCAUGGCCUGUGAGGGGCCGGUGAGCCCUGGGGAGCGAGGCCUGGCCCCACCGUCAUCCUGCGACAGGGCUGCAGGCCCCCCUGCCGGGACUUCAACCCCACCGAGUCCCAGAAAGAAAGCCCCUGCCUGGCGCACCAAGGCCCUGGGCCGGCAGCGAAAGCGCCAACAGGUUGGGACUAGUGGCCUGCAGCUGGGGGCUGGGGGAGGGCAGGAGGGGGUGGGUGGGGGCGGGCCCAGGAUCAGGCCGGAGGAGGUUCCAGGGGAGGGGAUUGGCCAGUACCUCAAGCUCCAGUCCGAGGUGGAGGAAGAGGAGGAAGAGAGUGAGGCAAGGCCAGGCUGGAACCAGUGUGCGGCCUACAGUGACUCGAAGGCCAUGGGGGGAGGGCAGACCCCAGGCCCCAGCUCCCCAGAAGCCCAACCCCACCCUGCCGCUGCUGCCCCACUGCAGGCGAGGAUGCCGGAGGUGUCAGCUCAGGCAAUCAGCGACCCCUCCCCGCCUGAGGAGGAGCUGUCGGCCAUCACCACUGCCCAGGAGGUGGAGUCAGAGCCGCUCUCGCAAGGUGGGGAAGGAGUCUUUGGGCUCGAUGAACCGGAGGCCGCGUCCCAGCAGGUGGACGAGGAAGUGUCGGUGGCCUUCGAAGGUCAUGGCCGCCCCAGCCAGCCGGAUUACCCAGUGCAGGAAUUCCCGCUGCCGCUGGUGACUGUGGGCAGUGGCCGCUCCCAGCCCAGACUCCGGCAUGAGGUACUGGACCUACAGGCCAGCACUCUGCGCUUCACAGGGGCCGAUACGGCAGAAGGAGAGGGCGGCCUGUACCCGGAGCCGUGCCCAUUGGUGUGUGGCAGGCAUCCGCUGCUGGCAGGCGCCUACGGCCUGGGCCCGGGACCACCGCUGCCUGUGGCCCUGGACAUGGUCAUCGACCAUAAGGCCCAGCGGCUACCCCUCCUGCACCGGAUGUUCAUCUACCCGAGCCCCUGCCGUGAGCAGGCUCACCCCCUGCCCCAGGCCCCUCCACUCCCGCUGACGAUCCCCUUGCCCCUUGGCGCCGGCAGCACAGGCGGCAAUCACGACGAGGCCGGGAGGCAGGUACUGGCCGGGGACCAGGCCGGCCGGAUGUACUGA
Messenger RNA from Hypanus sabinus (Atlantic stingray), 4023 nucleotides. RefSeq names its product zinc finger and BTB domain-containing protein 4-like. Gene Ontology annotation, biological process: regulation of cytokine production; regulation of immune system process; negative regulation of transcription by RNA polymerase II. The record is from RefSeq and is a predicted model, not a curated record. The coding region runs from base 277 to 4023 and encodes 1248 amino acids. The transcript has 2 exons. Lineage: Eukaryota; Metazoa; Chordata; Chondrichthyes; Myliobatiformes; Dasyatidae. Gene Ontology annotation, molecular function: protein binding.